UUUCAGAAUUACCAGAUAUUCAACCAACUUGGAAAUGGAGGCUUUGCUAAUGUUUAUAGAGGUCUAGCAAAUAAAACAGGUCAACCUGUAGCAAUUAAAUUGAUUGACAAGAAAAUUAUGAAAGAAAAGGGGAUGACUGAAAGAGUAAAAAAAGAGGUUGAAAUUCAUUCUAGAUUGAAACACUCUUCGAUAUUAGAGCUUUACAGUUAUUUUGAAGAUGCUGACUAUGUAUAUUUAGUACUGGAAAUUUGUGAAAAUGGUGAAUUGUACAAAUAUCUUCAAAAUAAUGGCAAGAUUUUGAGCGAAGAAAAGGCCAAAGAUUUCUUAUACCAAAUAGUACAGGGAUUGCUCUAUCUACAUUCACAUGGUAUAUUACACCGUGAUUUAAAACUAUCCAAUAUACUUAUUACUUCAGAUAAUAAAUUGAAAAUUGCUGAUUUUGGAUUAGCAACUCAAUUGUCUAUUGCUGGAGAAAAGAGAUAUACAAUGUGUGGAACUCCAAACUAUAUUUCACCUGAAGUUGUCACACGAUCUGCCCAUGGUUUAGAAGCUGAUGUAUGGUCUCUAGGGUGUAUGUUGUAUACAUUUCUAGUGGGGAAACCCCCUUUUGAUACCAAUACUAUAACCCAUACUUUGAAUAAAGUUGUCUCUGCAGAAUACAAAGUUCCUAAACAUUUAUCUUUAAAGGCCAGAGAUUUAAUUAGAUUGUUAUUGCAGAAAAUACCAAAAGACAGAAUUGCUCUUAAAGGUAAUUAG
Molecule: messenger RNA, 756 nt
Organism: Lottia gigantea (owl limpet)
Lineage: Eukaryota; Metazoa; Mollusca; Gastropoda; Lottiidae
Exons: 5
Biological process (GO): protein phosphorylation
Molecular function (GO): ATP binding; protein kinase activity
Source: RefSeq, a predicted model, not a curated record